GUAGUCAUUUUAUGUUGCUUCGAAAUUAUGGCUUUUUUUUACUUCAUUGUCUGACAUUGAUCUUCUUUCUCUUUGAACAGGGUCACGGUGGUGAAUACGCUAUUCUACGAGCCUCGACAACGUCACAGUCAAAGGAUUUUUGCGUUGCGUAUUCUCCUUUAUGGCGUGAGUUACCAACGAAAUUAUCAGAUACUCCAAAAUAUGAGUAUGUUGUCGUGUCUGUUGAAGAAUUGUGUUCACGAAAGUCGAUGAAAUACUACAACAAUAAAGCUGUAUUUGUUGAAACAAAGGGUUACAACUGUACAUACACAGAAGGGCCCAAGGCUGUCCAAUCUCGAAAUGGAACGGAACUAAUACUUGUGAAUGAAGUUUUGUUUACUGCCCAACCUUCAACAGACCACAUUAACUCCACAAUUUCUGUUGCUGUGAUGAAGACCUCGGAUUUUGGUACCAUGAAGAAACUUGGUAAGAAAGUCAGAGUUCAACUCUAUGAACCACCACUUGCUGCUGUAGAUACAAACCUUGCUGUCAUUUGGUUCCUGGCAGUUGGUACAGUUGUCAUUGGUGCUUACUGGAGUGGUAAUACUGCAAACGAAUUGAGGCUAAAGCAAGAGAUUUCAUUAUCAUCCAACGACUCAGAAGAUGAAGAGGCCGCCAUGAAAAUCACCCCCUUGAUGGUGGUCAUAUUUGUGUUAUUGAUAUGUCUCUUUCUUGUGAUGGUCUAUUAUCUCUAUUCCUACGUUGUAUAUGCAAUCAUUGGUGUGUUUGCAUUUGCAUCGGCAUCUGGCAUGUACGAAUGCCUAGAUGCGAUGGCUCAUCUACUGCCCUUCUGUGCAUGUAGAAUCACAUUGCCAUGUUAUAAGAAGACAAGCUUCACAAUGAAGUCAGUUAUCGUGCUAGCAAUUUCCCUUGGAGUCAGUACUUGGUGGGUGAUUGUACGAAAUAGAAGUUAUGGUUGGAUUUUACAAGACACGCUUGGUGUAUCAUUUUGCAUUUCACUGUUAAAGAAUCUUCGCUUACCCAGCAUGAAAAUCUGUACUUUGCUGCUUCUCUUACUUCUUGUUUAUGAUGUAUUCUUUGUGUUCAUCACACCUCUCUUCUCAGCCAGUCACAACAGUGUAAUGGUUGAUGUUGCAACAGGCGAAGGUCAUAAAGAACAGCUACCGAUGGUUCUGAAAGUUCCACGAAUUAUCCGUUCACCAUUGUUGAUUUGUCAGAGAAGGGAUUAUUCGCUGCUAGGAUUUGGGGAUAUCUUAGUUCCAGGUCUAUUUGUGUCAUUCUGUCAUUCAUUCGACCGAAUGGCCAAUACUCCGUUACGAAUAUAUUAUGUUGCCAGUUCAAUAGCGUAUGCCGUUGGUCUAGUCGUGACGUUUGCCGCGCUGUUGAUGGAAGAAGGUCAACCGGCUUUGGUGUAUCUCGUGCCGUGUACCUUGCUCACGGUCAUCGUCAUCAGUCUCAUUCGAGGAGAAUUUUGUGAUCUUUGGCAUGGGACUUACGAUUUGAACAACCCAAGCGUUGAACCGCUGGUACAAAGCGACGAUGAAGAAGACUGUAUUUUUGACAGGACAGCGGGCGCAGAAGGCCGCAACCUCAGCAACAAUAAGCACGUUAAGGAGGAAGAUGAAGUGAUCAAUUAA
This is a messenger RNA of Xenia sp. Carnegie-2017, 1637 nucleotides long. Its product is annotated as signal peptide peptidase-like 2B. Gene Ontology annotation, cellular component: Golgi-associated vesicle membrane; cytoplasmic side of endoplasmic reticulum membrane; lumenal side of endoplasmic reticulum membrane. Gene Ontology annotation, molecular function: aspartic endopeptidase activity, intramembrane cleaving. The record is from RefSeq and is a predicted model, not a curated record. NCBI's taxonomy places the organism in Eukaryota, Metazoa, Cnidaria, Anthozoa, Malacalcyonacea, Xeniidae. Gene Ontology annotation, biological process: membrane protein proteolysis.